AUGGUCUAUUUUUAUUGUUCACAACCAAGCCAAUACUCUGUUCCAUAUCAGAUUGUCACAGGUAAAGAUAAAUUUGAGAACGAUAUGUUAAUUAAGUAUGGGUACCGUGAAUUGAAUCAUUUUUGGUUUCAUGCUGACAAAUAUUCAAGUGGACAUAUUUAUUUAAAACUGCAACCUUCUGAAAAAACAUUGGAAGAUGUUCCUACAGAGGUCGUCAAUGACUGUUUACAAUUGUGUAAAUCGGAAUCCAUUCAAGGUAACAAGUUACCUCAAUGUGCUAUUAUCACUACGCCAUGGCACAAUUUGAGAAAGAACAAGUUUAUGAAGCCUGGUGAGGUUUCAUUCAAAUCUACAAGGGCUUGUAAGAGGGUGGAAUGUUAUGCAAGAGACAAUAAGGUUCUUAACAGGUUGCAAAAGACAAGAGUCGAACUGCAUGAUGACGUCGAGAAAAUCUUACAUGAUGCCAAAAAAUCAAAAGAUAGUGAUUAUUUCUUAAAAUACAUUGAAUCGAACAAAGAAAGAUUGAUUGAAGAGGAGAAACAAAGAAAAAUUGCCAAAAAGAAUUCCAAGAAGAAACCUAAAAAUGAUCUAGAAGAUAAGGAUAUCCUGGAUGAUGAUGGUAUUGAAGGUUCGUGA
Vanderwaltozyma polyspora DSM 70294 is the source of this 636-nucleotide messenger RNA. It is a transcript of the gene JLP2, whose product is annotated as Jlp2p. The transcript has a single exon. The record is from RefSeq and is a predicted model, not a curated record. NCBI's taxonomy places the organism in Eukaryota, Fungi, Ascomycota, Saccharomycetes, Saccharomycetales, Saccharomycetaceae. Bases 1 to 636 code for a protein of 211 amino acids.